Cladocopium goreaui is the source of this 963-nucleotide messenger RNA. NCBI's taxonomy places the organism in Eukaryota, Dinophyceae, Suessiales, Symbiodiniaceae. The record is from the annotation of a GenBank genome assembly.
AUGACGGUCCCCAACUGUUGGCAGUCGGACGAGGCGUACUCUGGCACUGCAUGGCUAGAGAUCGGUGCUCCGGUGGGAAAAGCUCUGGCACAGCUGCAGGUGACCCUCUCAUUGACGCCUCACUGUCGCGUGGAUAGUUUCACCCCCGAGCACGUGCAGCUCUUCAUCGCAGAGGAAGGGGAAGCCUUUGGCGAGAUCCCAAUCUUCGAGUCCGUACAGUUUUGGUCCUUGACCUUCCCUGGCGAACCCAUCAUUUUGCCCGCUAGGGAGCUUCUUCCACCGCGCACCAGUCGCGCCAAGCUCUGUGUGAAGCGGGCGGCCUGCGGUGGCCGGAACGUGCGGCUGCAGUGCAUCAAGGUUCUGACCAAACGUUUGAAGCGACGACGGGAAGAUGAAGGAAGGCUGGCGGAUCGACUCUGGUCAAACAAGGAGUUUGCAGACAUCGUGGUUCGCUGCAAUGACGGUGGCGAGCUCAAGGCGCACCGCGCCGUCCUGGGCAUCGCGUCGCCGGUGUUCCGCUGCAUGCUGAACUCGCCCAUGAAGGAAGGUGCCUUUGGUGAGAUUACACUGCCAUGUAGCGAGAACGUGGUGCGCUCGUUGCUGAAGCACUGCUACGGCCUGCCUUACGAUGCCAAUCUGAGCUUGGAAGACGAGCUGGUCCUAGUGGAACAAGCGCAUGCGUUCGAGCUCAACAGCUUGUGUGGCUGGGCAACAGCAAAGAAUGGACCAGUGGAACCGGAGGAACCAGUGGAACCCGUUGCACCCAAGGACGUCAUUGAACGCAUUUGUGAGGACGCGGCCUUCUCGGCCAUCGAACGGCUCAACGAGGCCACGGUGGUUCAACUGGUGAAGGGCCUCAGGACUUUCUAUAAGGCUGGGUCUCUUAAGGAAGAGUGGGAGAACCUGGUCAGACAAGUCAGAGCCAGUCCGGAUUUGUGUCAAGCAGCCCUGCUCGACAGCUGA